AAUUCAUCGUGGUACUCACGUCGAGCAGCUCCAGACGAAAUCAGUGGUUUCCCAAGAGACGAAUAUCUGCAAACACCUGUCAUGGUCGAUUGUUUCAUCUGUCAGAAUGGCAAUCUACAGGUCGGUCUGGUUGCUCGCUAUCGAACACCACCAAGUCAUUGGCGUUGGCAAGCUUGUUCGAUGCUUCAGUGGAUACAUAUGCGAUUGAUGCGACUCUUCUUCCUCACAAUGGAUGCGCAAGUUGAUGUACUCGGCAAAGUUAUCCUUUAUAUGACAACAUUUCUCAGUUACCUCAGAGAUCGUCUUGUGCUACGACCAUAUGCAAGAUUGGGUAUACUGAACCUGAAAUCCUGGAAGUGGAUAGACUAUUCCUAUAUGCUGAAAGAUGUCCAUUACGUGGACCAACUGACCGAUCUCGCAUCCGAAAGCGGACAAAUCGUUUCUUUCAUUUCACAGGUACAGUGUAUUACAAAUUCUUGUAAAGAUAGAAACCACAAUUACUUCUUAAUAUUGUUGUAA
Gongylonema pulchrum is the source of this 519-nucleotide messenger RNA. Lineage: Eukaryota; Metazoa; Nematoda; Chromadorea; Rhabditida; Gongylonematidae. The record is from the annotation of a GenBank genome assembly.